AUGCUGUGCCGCCGCGCUGUCGUGCUAGCGAGGUUCCAGCCGUACUCCAUGGCGGUGCAAACUCGGUUUAAAUGGCGGCACAAGGAAACGGACCGGUGGCGGCGACUGAUGGACGCGACGUGCUUCCAAGUCGAUUGGCUCGGUCAGACGGGCGGGCCGAACUUCACACAGUACAGCGGGCACUGGACGCACAUCAUCACAUGUGCGCACGUGAUCACGCCAUGGGACUACCCCAAUUACUACCCAUCGCAGGGGCCAACCCGCUUCGUCUCGCACAUCACGCUGGCGGACACCAUGACGCAGAUUCGCCUUGUUUCGAUGCAGGGCAACGCGGUGUACAAACAUUUCACGUCGAACCAACACGUCUUUGUACACUCGAACCCGAGGCUGGACUUGUGCGUCGUGCAUCCGGAGCAGAACCUAAAGCGCAGUGGCGAGAUGAAGAUGAUGUGGAUGCAGAAUGAAGGAUACAUUAUACGUCCACGACUGGAGAUCAACGACAAGCUGAAGGUCGGUGAUCACGUCUGGUUAUACGGCAUGUCGGCACAUGAGUCUCUAUUUGACGAGGAGAAGGGACCGGAGCCUCUCAUGAUCCCGACCGGCGUCCGUGCUCGCGUGCACGCCGUCACGCGCGAACACUUCUUCCUGGACACAACAGGGCUCGAGGACAGCCCAGAUCGAGGCCGCAUUCAGAUGGGCAUGUGUGGCUCCGUUGUUAUGCGCAACGGCAAGUGUGUCGGCAUGUUGACAGCGACAGUACACGAGGAGAGCGACUGUAAGGCGCUGGCGGGAACAGCCAUGUGCACCUACUCGUCCGACAUCUUCGAGUUCUUGCUGGAGGUGGAGAAGCAGAUGAAGAACCCCAUUGCGCGUCAGAAUCAAGAGGAGACCCGUUUCGAGCAGCGGCGCCGCGCCGAGGGGAGCGUGGUGAAGGAGCACAAACACUGGGAGCUGGACGAGAGCCGCACGGCCCGCCACAUCCCCGUCCCCGUUUCGCUGUGGCAUAUGGAGGAGAAGUGGGUGACUGAGGAGGAUUACAUGAACAGUGCCGUCUUUGGCCGUAGUGGCGCCUUUAACCAAGAAACACAGGAGAGCGCGCUGGGCUAUGACAUGAACACCGCCAAGACAAAUGGCGACCGUCCAGGCGAUAUCGGCUCCUUCGCGUCAAACACCAUGACCGGCAAGCCUGUGAUGCAAGGCGAGCGAAAGGACUACAGCCCGACCGGUGUAUACGCGAAUCCGGAGGAGUUCAAGAACAAGGAUGUGUGGGACUACAACAUCAGCUCCGAUAUGCGCUCUCUUUUUAACGAAACCGUCGACAGCAAGGAUGCCGAGAGCCUCAACAUGAUGCGGAAGUCGCUCGAGAACAUCCGUGCGCAGCGAGCGAUGGAGAAGAUGAAGGAGACUGUGAUGAACCGCACAAACUCGGACUUCGAUCCCAUGAAGGGCUACGGCCACUACGGCGGCAACGCCGACGCCGGGUCCGACAACUUCAACCCACAGUAUGCCUCCGCUGCUUCAUCUCACAAGGAUGGCGACGGUGCCUACAGCUACGCGCAAGCAGUCCAGCAGGCGGAGCGUGAGCAGCCAAGGGACCACCCAUCGCCUUCGUCGUCGCCGCCGCCGCCGCCGCCAAAUGAGUCUCUCAUAGACCGCAAGAAACGAGAGCGACGCGAGGCGGAGGCCAAGUAUCAGGAGGAGCUGCGCCGACGUCACGGGCAACGCGCUGUUCCCUUUGGCGACGAGGACCUCGGAGGCUUCUGGGAGCGGCACUGA
Leishmania braziliensis MHOM/BR/75/M2904 is the source of this 1776-nucleotide messenger RNA. RefSeq lists its product as hypothetical. Lineage: Eukaryota; Euglenozoa; Kinetoplastea; Trypanosomatida; Trypanosomatidae. The transcript has a single exon. Bases 1 to 1776 code for a protein of 591 amino acids. The record is from RefSeq and is a predicted model, not a curated record.